Molecule: messenger RNA, 2318 nt
Organism: Nelumbo nucifera (sacred lotus)
Lineage: Eukaryota; Viridiplantae; Streptophyta; Magnoliopsida; Proteales; Nelumbonaceae
Gene: ATRAD17
Product: RADIATION SENSITIVE 17
Biological process (GO): DNA repair; mitotic DNA replication checkpoint signaling; DNA damage checkpoint signaling
Molecular function (GO): chromatin binding; DNA clamp loader activity
Source: RefSeq, a predicted model, not a curated record
UUCUCAGCUACGCUACUUGAAUCUCCCGGUAGAGAUUGAUUAUAAAUGCAUUCGACUCCAAGUCUCCAACUCGAAGUGGUCGGUCUGGUCGCUCUCUUCAACUCUUCUGUAACUUCUACAAGACUACGACGCUGCUGCUGCUGCUGCUGCUGCUGCUGCAACCUUACAUUCUCCCGAACUACAGAACUUUAAAAUCGGUGGGGAUGCAGAUUAUGAUAGGGGUCGUUAUCGGCGAGCUAGUUCAUGCUAGAAUCGGAUAAUUAGGGUUUGCUCGUGGAGGUGAUGGGGAAAGGGCAUGUGGUUAUUGUUUCUUCGUCUGACGAUGAGGAUGGAGCUCGUUCAAGAAGCGCGAAGUGGUGCUCUUCAAAGUCGAAAUCAUUGCAGUCUGUUUCUCAUAGAAAUUCCAGAAGUUCUAAGAGGGCCCGACUUUCAGGUUCUGGUUCACGAUUAUUUACCGAAUCCCGUGGAGGAGAAGAGGUUAGUUUUGAUGCACUUUAUGACGACUUUCACGAAGGCCUUCAAGGCUUUACUGUUGUCAGUGGUGCUGAAAAUAGAAACACAAACAAGCUAUGGGUGGACAAAUAUAGACCUCUAUCCUUGUCAGAGCUUUCUGUUCACAGAAAAAAGGUUGAAGUAGUAAAAAUGUGGCUGGAGGAGCGGUUGAGAUACUAUACUACUGUAAGGAGAAUGCCAGGGGACAAAGUGUGUAACUGUGUUCUUUUGAUUACUGGACAAGCUGGAAUAGGAAAAUCUGCAACUAUCCAUGCAAUUGCAGCUCAUCUUGGAGCAAGAUUAUGCGAAUGGAAUACCCCUACACCUACUCUUUGGCAAGAAUACAUGCAUAAUGUCAAUUCAGGGGUCCGGUACAUGUCAAAGUUGGAUGAAUUUGAAUCUUUUGUUGAGAGAGUAAGAAAGUAUCCAUUGCUGCCACUAUCCUUAACGGGUGCAUCAGAAAAACCAGUUAUACUCUUAAUUGAUGAUCUGCCCCUGAUGAAUGGAAGAGUUGCUUACAAGAGACUUUGCAACUGCUUGUUUGUUCUUGCUCGAUCAACUCAGAUUCCAACUGUUAUAUUGAUCACUGAGUAUGCUAAAGUCGAAUCUGGUGACAAUACAACACUCGAUUGGGAGGAACUCCAGUCAUCUCUGGAGAGUGCUGGGGCUUCUAAGAUAACCUUUAACCCUGUUACCGUAAAUUCAAUCAAGAAGAUUCUUUCACGAAUAUGCAAGGAAGAGCAGUGCAAUGUGACUGUUGAGCAGAUAGAUCAGAUAGCAAGAUCCAGUGGAGGUGACAUCAGACAUGCAAUUACAUCCUUACAGUACUUCUGCCUAAGACCAGGCCUGAUGCAUUCUUUUCCUUUAUCCACUCUGUCUACCAGUCAUUCAAAGGAAAAGUUGGAGUUUGGUCCAUUGGAUGAUGGAUUUUCUUUACUACGUGGCAGAGAUGAGACACUUUCUCUAUUUCAUGCCUUGGGAAAGUUUCUUCACAAUAAGAGAGAAGCUGUAGAGGGCACUGGCUUUGGACAAGAUCACUUUCUUCUAAAGGAGAAAUUAGUGAGGCUACCAUGGAAAAUGGAUGCUCCAGAGAAGGUCCUUUCUCAAGCACAUGGAAAAGCAAGGCUAAUAGCUGAUUUCUUACAUGAAAAUGUUCUGGAUUUUAUAAGUGAUGAAGCAGUAGAAGAUGCAUGGGCUGUGGCUUCUUAUUUAAGUGAUGCAGACUGCCUUCUUUCUACUCAUCUGUCUGGGGCUACUUCGCCUCAAGUGAUAACUAGCAAAUACGAGUUGGAAAACAUUGCACAAUUAGCUGCUGCAUCGGUUGCUGUACGUGGUGUGCUAUUUGGAAAUUCACAUCCCUCACCUUCCAGGUGGCACUCUAUUCGAAGCCCAAAGCUUUGGCAGGUUGAACAAUCAUCAAAACGCAAUAAGACCUUGUUUGCACGAAAUAGGUUUGAAGCUUGCAGUAGCUUGAACUCUUACACCAUGUCUGUAACGGCUACUGAGUUAACACCUGCGCUAAAGUGGGUUGGUCUGAAAGCAUCAGAGGGUCAAGUUACACAGGAAUUUUUUAUGAGCAGCAAGAUGGAAAUUGACGGUUCUGAUUGGGAAAGUUCGGAUGAUCUGGACACUGAGGCUAUGGGAGAAGAUGACAACGAUGAAAUAGAAGAAUGGUAAGACGUGGUAUUUGGAAAUAGGUUGAGAAACAAGGGAGUCUGGAGGUGGCUCUCUUUGUGUAAUUAAAUUGUAAUUACUGUCAUAAUUUCGCAUCGUCCUGUUCUCUAAGCUAUAAUCUGAAUUUAUAAAUUUCUAGUUAUUUUGCUAUC